Musca vetustissima is the source of this 831-nucleotide messenger RNA. Its product is annotated as ficolin-1-like. The record is from RefSeq and is a predicted model, not a curated record. NCBI's taxonomy places the organism in Eukaryota, Metazoa, Arthropoda, Insecta, Diptera, Muscidae. The coding region runs from base 1 to 831 and encodes 276 amino acids. The transcript is spliced from 6 exons.
AUGCGUUGUGAGGACAGCGUGGGAAAUGUGCAUGCGGAUUGGGAAACACAAAAACUUAUCAAGGAUGUAGAUGAUAUUAAAAAUACCAUCGAAAAUAUGCAGUUGAGAAAAAAUGCGAAAGAUUUGGCAAUGUUUGAUAUUCGUGUUGAUACAUUGCCUUAUAAGUGCCACACCCAUGGUCCCUAUUCAAGUUGUGCUGAAAUAACGGCCUGCACCGAACGCAGUGGCUACUAUUAUGUGCGCAUCCCGCAGUUCAGUAAAGAAAGUAUUCUCGUCGAAUGUGAUGCCCAUACCGAAGGCGGUGACUGGACGGUUAUACAAAGGCGUGAGGAUGGUUCAGGUGAUUUCUAUCGGACGUGGAACGAUUAUAAAAUGGGUUUUGGCGAGCUGGAUGGUGAAUUUUUCAUUGGCAUGGAUAAGCUGUUUGCCCUGACAAAUUAUCAAGGACCUCAGGAGCUGUUGAUACUUAUGGUAAAUGGUACCAACGAAGCUAAGGGUUAUGCCAAAUACGAUAGCUUCAAAAUUGCCAAUGAAGGGGAGAAGUACAAACUAUUACAGACGGGGCAGUAUACCGGUACGGCGGGUGAUUCGCUGAAAUCCCACAUUGGUAUGAAAUUCACUACCAAAGAUCAAGACAAUGAUUUACAUGCGGAGGGAAAUUGUGCUGUUAUUUACAUGGGUGCAUGGUGGUAUUCCAAGUGCCAUUCAAGCAAUUUAAAUGGUCACUAUGGUGAUAAGAGCUAUGCCAAAGGUGUGGACUGGUAUUCGUUUUCGGGACAUUACAAUUCGUUAACCUAUGUGAAAAUGAUGUUACGCCGUAAACGAGGAUAA